CUGUGUUCCAGGCAGUUCUAUAUAAAAUUUUUGCACGAGUUUUUUUGUAUUCCUUUUUUGUUGUCGUUGAUCAUUAGCUCAUUAUUAAGAUAUCAAGAGUGUGUAUUUUGUUUAUUUAAAAGGAAAAUGCUCAUAGCAGUGAUUUUGCUGGUUCUAACCACAAUUCUAAUUUGGAGAUUUCAUAAAACAAGAAACUACCCACCAGGACCAUGGGGAGUUCCAAUACUCGGAUAUCUACCAUUUUUAAACCCUCGUGUCCCUUAUAAGACUCUGGAAGAACUGGCUAGAAAAUAUGGUCCAACUUAUUGUCUCUCAUUAGGAAAUAUCAACACUAUAGUUCUUUCAGAAGCAUCUGUUAUUCGUGACUUCUUUCGACGUGAGGAAUUUACAGCAAGAGCUCCACUUUUUGUUACCCAUGGUAUAAUGGGUGGAUAUGGCAUUAUUUGUGCUGAAGGGCCACUUUGGAAAGAUCAGCGUCGUCAGAUUAUUGACUGGCUCAAACGCAUGGGAAUGGUAAAAUUUGGUCCAUCUAGGACAGAACUUGAAAGAAGAAUUCGCAUAGGCGUCGAUGAUUUCAUCAAGACCUUGCAUGAAGAGUCUUCGAAUUCCUUAGAAAUCAAUCCUAUGCACGCGCUUCUCCAUUCUAUGGGCAACAUUGUGAAUGAUUUGGUUUUUGGUAUCACAUACGAAAGGCAUGAUGUCAUCUGGCUAUACCUGCAAGAACUUGCCGAAGAAGGAGUCAAGCACAUAGGGGUGUCUGGUGUGGUUAAUUUUCUUCCGUUCCUUAGAUUUUUACCUUCAAAUAAGAAAACAAUUAAAUUUUUAUUGGAAGGAAAGAAUAAGACUCACAAAAUUUAUGAUCGCAUAAUUGAUGAUUGCAACAAGAGCCUUAAGAUGAAGUCUGACAACGAACAAGUACCAGUGACCAUUCUUAAUUGUUUCUUACAAGAAAAGCAAAAACGACUUGAGGCCAAUGAUCCGAGUGCAAAAUUGUAUAGUGACGAUCAGUUGCGACAUUUACUAGCUGAUUUAUUUGGUGCUGGCGUUGACACAACUUUGACAACGUUACGAUGGCUUCUUUUAUAUUUGGCCAAGUAUCCAAAAUAUCAAGAUGAAUUAAGAAAAGAACUUGCAACAUUUGAGAAGGAUAACAUUUGCUUGGAUGAUAUUGAUAGUAUAGACCUAAUGAAAGCUUGUGUUUCUGAAAUUGAACGCAUUCGGGCUGUGGUACCAUUAGGAAUACCACACGGAACAGUUAAGGACGUGAUGAUAAAUGGCUACAAAAUUGAAAAAAACUCAAUGAUAAUUCCACUGUUAUGGGCAACUCACAUGGAUCCAAACUUAUGGCCAAAUCCCGAAGAAUACAAUCCCUACCGUUUUAUUACAUCUGAAGGCAAAUACUACAGCCCGCAACACUUUAUACCUUUUCAAUCAGGCAAGCGAAUGUGUCCCGGUGAAGAAAUGGCCAAAAUGCUACUUUUUCUCUUUGUCGGCUUGACUCUAAUAAACUUUGAAAUCUAUAUUCCACCGAAUGAGGAAAUCAACAUGGAAGGUGAAUGUGGAAUAACCUUAACACCACCUCCUCAUAAACUACUAUUUAAACCACUUUCAAAAUGAGAAUACUUUUUUUUUAUUAAAAAUAUUUGUUUUAUUUUAAUUUCUUACAUAAUAAAAAGAGAUACAUCAUAACAACAAUUAUUUAAAAAAAAAAUAAAAACAAUGCAAUAAACUUAAUAUUAUUUAGGUUUAUAUAUUGUAAAACAAAAAUGUUUGUAAGUUAAUGAACACAAAAAGAAAUUAAAUAUUAUUGUACAAUGAAUUGUUUUAUUACUCUAUAAUUGGCACUCAGAAUUUUGUUUUUAUUCGAAUUAAAUAUUUUAUAGAUACAUUUAUACACUAUAAA
Episyrphus balteatus (marmalade hoverfly) is the source of this 1903-nucleotide messenger RNA. RefSeq names its product cytochrome P450 306a1 (gene phtm). Gene Ontology annotation, cellular component: cytoplasm; intracellular membrane-bounded organelle. The transcript is spliced from 8 exons. The coding region runs from base 127 to 1617 and encodes 496 amino acids. Gene Ontology annotation, molecular function: oxidoreductase activity, acting on paired donors, with incorporation or reduction of molecular oxygen, reduced flavin or flavoprotein as one donor, and incorporation of one atom of oxygen; iron ion binding; heme binding. The record is from RefSeq and is a predicted model, not a curated record. Gene Ontology annotation, biological process: xenobiotic metabolic process. Lineage: Eukaryota; Metazoa; Arthropoda; Insecta; Diptera; Syrphidae.